Emericellopsis cladophorae is the source of this 1401-nucleotide messenger RNA. RefSeq lists its product as uncharacterized. Lineage: Eukaryota; Fungi; Ascomycota; Sordariomycetes; Hypocreales; Bionectriaceae. Gene Ontology annotation, molecular function: oxidoreductase activity; FAD binding. Bases 1 to 1401 code for a protein of 466 amino acids. The transcript has 2 exons. The record is from RefSeq and is a predicted model, not a curated record.
AUGUUCUUCCCUCGCAUGUUAGCUUCGGCCGCCCUUGCGAGCGUCAGCCUGGCGGGUAGCGUCGCCUUUCCUGCGCUCUGUGACAAGUUUGACGCGGCUGUCUCGAGCAGCUCCUUUGUCAAAUGCGGUGUCGCGCCUGAGCGGUGGAGCGAAUAUGAAGAACCUCAGCCCGGAGCCAUCAUCACGGUUGGGAAGGAAGACGACGUCGCCAAAAUCGUGCAGGUUGCAAACGCGUUCAAGGUCGAGUAUCUUGUACAAAGUGGCGCGACUGGAUGGGCUGACACUUUCACCCUGGGCCGUACCGGCAUCAUCAUCGACGUCUCCCAGCUAAAGUCCAUUAGCUUCAACAAGGACAAGACGCAAGUUACCUUCCAAUCCGGUGUUCUCAUCGAGGAUCUCGUUGGUGCAGCCUACAACAAUGAUGCUCGCGUCGCCACGGGCACUUGCAACUGUGUCAGUGUCCUUGGCGCAGGCCUUGGGGGUGGUGUCGGGCGCGGAACAGGCAUGUACGGCUUGGGAUCUGACCAGCUUCUCAAGGUGAAUCUGGUCGACGCCAAUGGGAAAAAGGUCACCGUCACGCCCACGAGCAACCCGGACCUCUGGUGGGCAUUGAACGGCGCCGGCCCCAACUUUGGCAUCGUCACAUCGGUUGUCUACAAGAGCUACCCGAUGCCCCAGGAUCAGAACACUGCCUGGACAGGCCUGCUGCCCUACGACUCGAGCAAGCUCGAACAAGUCAUCGCCGCCAUCGAUAAGCUUGAUUUUGAGCCCGAGAUGCAAUUGGACUUUUACUUUACCCAGGGCCAACUGGCUGUCUUGCCCUUCUAUCUUGGCUCGGAAGAGCAGGGCCGCAAGAAGUUCGCCUCGAUCCUGGACAUUGGACCGUUGGCGGAUGAUACUGCCGUCAUCCCAUUCAACACCUGGAAUGCCGCCGGCGACAUGUUCUGCGCCAGGGGCGGUCGCAAACCUGCCUAUACCGCCAACAUGCAGACUUUGGACCCUACGGCCUGGCGCAACGCCUGGAACGAUUACCUCUCGUUCUAUCAAACCUACCCUGAAGCGAACCAGACAACGAUUUUGACGGAGUGUUAUUCCACUGCCAAGAAUCUGGAGAUUGGGGGUGCAAAGUCGGCCUACCCAUGGCGUGACAUCAAGUGCUAUGCCAUCGUAAUCCCUUGGUACACGAGUCCAUCGCUCGAUGUUCAGGCAAAUGACUUUGCCAAACGACUCCGACACUUGUGGUACAACUCCUCCGGGACUAGUGCCAGCUCGUACGUCAACUUCGCGCACGGUGAUGAGCCUCUCAGCAACAUUUACGGCGGCAGCCUCGCCAAGCUGCAGCGUCUGAAGAAGCAGUACGACCCCAAGGGCAAAUUCAACGAGUGGUUCCCACUCUCUUGA